Molecule: messenger RNA, 1707 nt
Organism: Hermetia illucens (black soldier fly)
Lineage: Eukaryota; Metazoa; Arthropoda; Insecta; Diptera; Stratiomyidae
Product: histone H1-like
Exons: 1
Coding region: 1031-1654 (207 amino acids)
Biological process (GO): nucleosome assembly; chromosome condensation; negative regulation of DNA recombination
Cellular component (GO): nucleus; nucleosome
Molecular function (GO): structural constituent of chromatin; double-stranded DNA binding; nucleosomal DNA binding
Source: RefSeq, a predicted model, not a curated record
AUUAACGAUCAAGCUCAUCGAUUGGCGAACUUAUUGUGACCAAGCAAGGAUUAGUUAGAAGUGGUAAUUCCUAGUUUUUUUAAAAGCCUUAGCUCUGGUCACCUUUGGCUCUCCACGUAAAAUAAAGUUGCAAUUUAGACAAAGCAAAACAAAGUAAACAAAACAAUAUGUUACCAUGAAAUAUGUCAGUCGAGGAUUAUUAUAAAUUAUUCAAUUUAUAAUUGCAUUUAAUCAAUUUGUUAACUUUUCAACAAUUAUCAAAUGCAACAUUGCACAUGCAGUAAAUAAUUGGAUCAUUCAAUAUGAGAAGAAUGUGUCCGACAUUUCCAUAGAAGUUAAUUUGCAAAUUUCGUAUUCGUAUUUUGUAUCUAUAACGAGAAUAAACUUAUUUGAGUGAUAAAUAAAUCUUGUGCUAAACAUGUAAAUAUUUUUAGAAGAUUUUGGUAGUUUGAAACGUCUAAAUAAAAAAAUAAUUCAUACCGAAAGAAACCAAAUGCCAGCAAUAGCUUUGCGAAAACGUUAGGAACCCUCUAUGUUUGGAAUGGAUUUACGUGGUAAAGUAAGUUACAUAAAGUUUCCAUUUUCCGUGAAGCGUAAAGCCGAUAUAUUAAAAUAUUGCUUGAAUACCAACAUUUCACUGCUAUUUUUAUAAUUAUUCAAUAAAACAUUUAAAAACUUCGGACUUAAAUUAAGGACAGCAUUGAAGUAGAGCUACAGUUUGAAAUACCUGAUAAUCAUGAAUAGUGAGUUAUUUGAAUUGCCAUAAAAUAAAUGGAGAAAUUUCUCUCAAAUCUAAUUUUAGUGGAUUAAGUAAUAUUAGGACAGGAGAUAAUUGUUAAAUGUUAAAAACUUUUGAGUAACUCCAAUAAUUAUUCAAUAAUUUGAUGAAAUGAAAAUCUAAAUGUCGACUACCGCUCUUCGCGGUUCUCAUGAGUUGAUGCUCUUUUGGUAGUUUUGGUUAUCAGACAUUGUCAAACUGUGAAGUUUGUGUUUACAUUUUGAGAGUUUAUCCAGCAUUCGAACAUUCGGUAUGGCAGAAGAAUCAGCACCAGUCGCCGCUGCAGCCGCAGCCAGCCCGAAGAAAGGAAAGAAAGCAGCAGGUGGACCGAAGAAACCCAAGUCAAAACCAACUCAUCCCCCAACUUCUUCGAUGGUGAACGCCGCUAUCAAGUCUUUGAAAGAACGUGGAGGUUCAUCCCUUCCUGCCAUCAAGAAAUACUUGGCAGCCAACUACAAAGUUGAUGUCACCAAAUUGGCUCCUUUCAUCAAGAAGUAUGUGAAGAGCGCUGUUGCCUCUGGAAAAUUGGUGCAAACCAAGGGAAGUGGUGCCUCAGGUUCAUUCAAACUCCCAGCUAAGGAGAAGACGGAAAAGGCGGCUAAACCGAAGAAGGCAGCAGCAAAGAAACCUAAAACCGCUGCUAAACCCAAAAAGGCGGGAGAAAAGAAAGCAGCUAAACCGAAGAAACCUGCAGCAGCGAAAAAGGCAGCAUCAGGUGCCGCUAAAGCAGCAAAGAAAUCUGGAACUGUAAAGGCCAAGGCACCAAAGGAGAAGAAAGCGAAAGCCCCAAAAGUAGCUAAAAAGGCACCAAAACCAAAGAAGGCAUCUGGAGCAACAAAGAAAGCGGCUCCCAAAAAGACAGCCGCCAAGAAGUAGAGUUGAUUUCUAUUUCAUUGAGGAUUCUUCACAAACCACAACAGUCCUUUUCA